GUCCACGUAACAUGGUCGCAGUUGUCUCGCGCCGCCAGACUCUUGCGCAUCUUGCAAGCGGAUAUUCAUUUUUAGUCGGUGCCGAAAAGUCAUCGAGUCAAGAUGACGGUCAAGAAGCGAGUGUCAGACCUCACCAGUCUGGAGAGGUUCAAUAUGUACUACAAGGAGCAGGAACCCAGCCUCCCCACUAACGAGAGGGUCCGGCGCUUCAUAUGGAACCCUAAAACCAAGGAGUUCUGCGGCAGGACAGGCUCCAGCUGGUCGAAAAUAGCACUAUUCUAUUUCAUAUUUUACGCUGCAUUGGCUAUCUUGGUGGCUAUUUGUAUGUGGACAUUCCUCCAACUCCUGGACCCAAGGCAGCCCAUGUGGCAAUUAGACAAAAGCAUAAUUGGCACCAAUCCAGGACUAGGCUUCAGGCCGCUCCCUCCGGAGGUUAUGAGCAGCGUUAUUUGGUACAAAGGAAAUGAUCCUGGUAGCCACCAAUUUUGGGUGAAGGAAUUGUCUAAGUUUCUGAAAGCGUACAAACGGGAUGAUAAAAAAGCCGGGGCUGGCCAGAAUAUACACAACUGCGACUUCCAGCAUCCACCACCAGCCGGCAAGGUCUGCGAUGUCGACAUCAGCACUUGGGGUCCAUGCGUCGAAGGAAACCAUUUCGCGUACCACAAGUCCACGCCAUGCGUCUUCCUCAAACUCAAUAAGAUAUUCGCGUGGAAACCACACUUCUACAAUAGCUCGGACACUUUGCCAACGGCCAUGCCUGAAGACUUGAAGAAUCAUAUCAGGAAUUUGACUGCUCAUGAUAAGAAUUAUCUGAACAUGGUGUGGGUUUCUUGCGAAGGUGAAAAUCCUGCCGACAGGGAGAACAUUGGUCCAAUUCAGUAUCUACCGAACAGAGGUUUCCCUGGCUACUACUUUCCGUACACCAAUCAAGAAGGCUACCUCAGUCCCCUGGUCGCUGUACACCUACAAAGGCCGAAAACCGGAAUGUUGAUCAACAUAGAGUGUCGUGCGUGGGCGCACAAUAUCAUGUACGACAGGCACGAGGGAAUGGGCACCGUCCAUAUAGAGAUCAUGAUCGAGUAGAUGCCAACAGAACAGUAAGACUAAGCGGGUACAGACCUGUAGACGAAGCGCAGAAUGGUACAACACUAGCAGAAUUUAGUUAAAGCAGAUAUAAACAAGAGACAAGACCUUUAGACGGAGCGCAGAAUGAUACAACAUUAGCAGAAUUUAGUAAUUAAAGCAGAUAUAAAAUAAUACUUGUGGUGAUACAGAUAUAUGAAAGAAAUACAACGGCUAGUGAACCAAAAUUAAUUUUAUCUAAAUUAUUAAAAAAUACUCCUGUUGUUGAUUGAUAAAGGGUUAUAACAGAAACCGAUGACUCAUUAAAGCCCCCUUAUGCCAUAUUUUACAGUCUUUUUCUUCGAAUCGAUUAUUACACAUUGGACAAUGUUCACACUUCAAAAAUUUACUUUAACUUCAAAUUAAGUUUAAGUUGGUUUAGGCAAUUAAUUAUUCCAAACGGACAUACCUGUUGGGCCUUAAUUCACAGUCUUUUUCUUUGAAUUGAUUAUUGUACAAUUAAUUAUAGUACUUUAAAAAUUUUUACCAAUUUCAAAUUAAGUUUAGAUUAGAUUCUUGCAAAUAUGUACUGUUAAAACAAUCCUAAUAUCAGCAGGAGAUCUUAGCUAAAUCAAUGUUUAAUAAAUCCCCAUUGUCUUGGGCACUGCCAAAACGUAUAUAUUUGUGUUCAUUGAUACUUUGAAACACUUUGCAGUAUUAUAUCAGGCGCUGAUUUCUUUUUUUUCUUAUUUUUAAUAUUGUUGUAUUGUUUUAGCAUUGUAACAGGUUAUUUUACAAUAAACUAAUUACAUUAUUAUUAUAUAUACUAAUUAAUACAUUGAGCAGUCAAAGUUGUUUGUAAGAAUCCGCCAUUUUGAUUUGAAAUGAAAACGAACGUGUAUGUUCCAUUAUAUUGUUAGAAAGA
Achroia grisella is the source of this 1987-nucleotide messenger RNA. Its product is annotated as sodium/potassium-transporting ATPase subunit beta-2-like. Gene Ontology annotation, biological process: potassium ion import across plasma membrane; sodium ion export across plasma membrane; intracellular sodium ion homeostasis. The transcript has 6 exons. Gene Ontology annotation, molecular function: ATPase activator activity. Bases 103 to 1083 code for a protein of 326 amino acids. Lineage: Eukaryota; Metazoa; Arthropoda; Insecta; Lepidoptera; Pyralidae. The record is from RefSeq and is a predicted model, not a curated record. Gene Ontology annotation, cellular component: sodium:potassium-exchanging ATPase complex.